GCCUUCACUCAUCAGACUCAAAUAACUAACAGAUAUACAAGCUCAAGGUUAAGCACUCGUGAUACUAGCAAAAAUGAAGGGAGCAAUCAUAACAAUUCUGAUUGUUGUAGCUUUUGUUCAACUAAUGGCAAUGCCAGGAGAGGCUGUGGAUUGUGGGCAAGUGAAUUCGGCUUUAGCCCCUUGCAUUCCCUUCCUGACUGGAGCAGACACCGCUCCAUCAGCUGCAUGUUGUGGUGGAGUCAAGAAUUUGAAGGCACUUGCUCCAACCACAGCCGACAGGCGAGCUGCCUGCGACUGUGCUAAGGCUGCUGCCUCUCACUAUCCAAAUAUAAAUGAAGAUUCUGCCUCUUCUCUCCCUAAAAAAUGUGGGGUUGAAGUGAACAUUCCCAUCUCCAAAAACAUCAACUGUCAGAACAUCAACUAAAAUGAAGCAGUGCAGUGGUGACACAGAGAAAUAAAGCUUUUGGAGCCUUGGGCUUCAACAUCUUUUUGUUAUUAAUUAUAUCUAAAUAAAUGGUGUCCGUGAACCCUGCUUGUUCACCUUUCUAUACUGAGGUUCUUGUAAUGAUAAAAGAAAACGUACAUUUGCUAUGACCUACUCUGAACUCUCCUUCCUUUUCAGUUUGUGUUUGCAUGCGAAACAGCAGAGAUGCAAGAAAUAAUAUCAUUUAUAUAUGAAUUUCUGUGUUUA
Jatropha curcas is the source of this 691-nucleotide messenger RNA. RefSeq names its product non-specific lipid-transfer protein A. Gene Ontology annotation, biological process: lipid transport. NCBI's taxonomy places the organism in Eukaryota, Viridiplantae, Streptophyta, Magnoliopsida, Malpighiales, Euphorbiaceae. The record is from RefSeq and is a predicted model, not a curated record. Gene Ontology annotation, molecular function: lipid binding.